AUGAAGAACAAGCACGGCAAGAUCGUGAGCGCGGGCAAGACCAGCCUGAAGCGUGUGCAGGGCAGGCUCACUGCGGUGCAGACCACCAGAAAGAAACUGGGCAUCAAGGGUACUCACAUUGAACACAUUCAGUUUCUGGUGAUGAGCUUCUGUUGCUUGGACACCGGGCCCAUUCCGAAGGGGCCUUUGCCGUCAGACCUUGGAGGUGCAAUGAAGGCCAGCGUGAUGAAGGCCAAGGCGAUGAAGAAGCCUAUGAAAGCAAAGGCGAUGAAGAAGAAGGCUGUGUCAAAGAUUGCCAAGGGCAAGAGGGCGAAGUUCGUGGUCUUCCAGGGCAGCAAGGAGAAGACCGUCGGCGGCCUGCAGAAGAGCCAGCUGAUGAAGAACAAGCGCGGCAAGAAGGCGCACGCGGCGGGCAAGACCAGCCUGAAGCGUGUGCAGGGCUGGCUCACUGCGGUGCAGACCGCCAGAAAGGAACUGGGCAUCAAGGGUUUCUGCCCGGUCGGCGGCAAGAGCGCCCAGGGGAAGGCGCUUUAUGCCAAGGCCAAGGCACUCUACGCAGCCUGA
Messenger RNA from Symbiodinium sp. CCMP2456, 564 nucleotides. NCBI's taxonomy places the organism in Eukaryota, Dinophyceae, Suessiales, Symbiodiniaceae. The record is from the annotation of a GenBank genome assembly.